Rhagoletis pomonella (apple maggot) is the source of this 1100-nucleotide messenger RNA. RefSeq lists its product as uncharacterized. The record is from RefSeq and is a predicted model, not a curated record. The transcript is spliced from 3 exons. Bases 255 to 854 code for a protein of 199 amino acids. NCBI's taxonomy places the organism in Eukaryota, Metazoa, Arthropoda, Insecta, Diptera, Tephritidae.
UAGUUGAUAAGACUACUGUAGUUGAAAACGUGGAGGAGUACGGUACGUCUCCUGAUGGUUGGGAGAAAGUUGCCAGCAAUACAGGUGCACCGGUGGACGCUUGCCAGGAAGCUUUCUCGGCAAUUAUCAAGGAGUCGGAAGCGGAAGAAAGAAUUAUAAAAAAAAAUGUCAUGGGUACUGGUCAGUAGUUUUCUUUAUAUGUACACUUAAAUAUGCUAUACUUUUGUGUAUAGUUACGAAUAAAUAAUAUUCUUAUGUCAGGUGGAGGACCGAUGGCUAAGUGUGUCGACAACCCCCUUUUUAAUAAGGUGAGGGGUUUAGUCGGACCUGCCAUUGACGGUUGCUAUACAAUUUAUGAUGGUGAUAGCAGCCUCAUCAAAGCUCAGGAGGGCAUAAUACCUAUCGAAGCAGAUUUAAAUUUUGAAGAUGAACUUCCCAUACAAGAACCGAAACAAAAAGAGGAAAAGGAAGAAUACUUCACAAGUGAUAGGGCAAAUUUAAAAAAGAAUCCUCAUCCUCUGUUGGCACGUAAACGAAAAUUGCAAACAACCGCUAAAGAAACAGUAGCCAGUAAAUUUAAAUUACUAGCCGAGGAAAAAAUGGCAUUGGUAUCGGCCCAAAAAGAACUUAUAGAUAUUGAAUUAAAAGAUAAGGAAGAAAUACUAGAACACAACCGCCUAUUAAGAAAAAUGGAAAUUGAAGAAGCGAAAAAAAGAUACGAAUACGAUGAGCAAGAAAGGCGGGAACAUAACCGGAUAUUGAGACAAAUGGAAAUAGAGGACAAGAAGAAGAAAUUAGAGCACAAUGAGGCGAUUAGAAGUCUUGAGCUGGAAAAAUAUAGGCAAACUUUGUAAAAAGAAGUUUAAAUGAAGGCUGUCCGAUGUUCACAAGUCCAGAUACAAGAUCGAAUCUUGAAGAAAAAACUAUGUGAAUAUUCAAGUGAAACUAUUAAUCUUUAUAUACUACAUUUAAGCUUCUCUGUUCAAAAAUAAAAACUAAAUGAAAACCCGUAAACUAAAAAUUAAAACAAAUUCUCUUUUGUUAAACUAAAGGAUAUGUUUAUUCAACAACAUAUGAGAAACAGAGGGUUUGUUUAGCAA